AUGAGCCUUCCAUCAAAAGAAGAACAAUUCAAAAUAAUGGCAGCCGAAAAGCUCGUCAAUGCCAUGGAAAAUAUGGAGAAAGCAAAGAGGGGAACGGAAACAAAAAUUCAUGGAAGCCAUGCAGCAAGGAAAGGAUCGAAAUCAGCGCUCGAACUUUUUGGGGCAUUAUUCAUCGGCUCUCGUAAAAGCAUUGACUCGGAGAGACCGUUGCUGAAGAACUCUAUCGUCUCCCCGCCAACCCUCAUUUCGAGUACGGUCAAAGAUAUCGCGCUACGAGAGUUGCCGAGUGCGGCCUCCAGCGCCGAGCGAAAUCACCGAGACAACACGACGACCCGUGAAGCGAUGAGAGAGAUGCUCUCCCGACCGGGUCCCUACCCACAAAUCGUCACUCAAUCCUCGGGAUUCUGGAUGGACGGCGUGUCCAGCUCAAAUCUAGCGAUCGACGAGGAGAUCGGGCAGAGCCACUCGAAUGCCCACCAAACAAACAGCUGUGCCCGGUUCAAGCUGGAAAUGGAUGACACCGGCAAUUGCUAUCGGAGGCAUUUUUAUGGACGAGAACACCACGAUUUCUACGCAAACGAUCCACAAUUGGGCCCACUAGUGCUUUCGGUUCGCACAGAAACCAUCUCCUCGCAGGAUCAUUUCCGGAUAAUGUUGAGGACGAAACAGGGCACAAUUCACGAGAUCGUCCCGGCUAGUGCAUUGGCUGACAAGCCAUCCGCGUCUCGUAUGGCCCGACUGCUCUGCGAUGAGGUGUCCACGGAUAAAUUCUGUCCGGUCGCUUUUCCGGGUGGUUCCGAGAAAAUUGUCGAAUACGACGAGCACGUGCUGACGAACACCUACAAAUUCGGUGUGAUCUACCAGAGAAAGGGUCAAGUGACAGAAGAGGAGCUAUUCGGGAACGCGAUUCCGUCACCGGCUUUCGAGGAAUUUCUGGGGAUACUUGGGGACACGAUCGAGCUGCAAGGAUUUACGCGUUACCGCGGAGGUUUGGACACGACGCACGGGCAAACGGGUCGCCAAGCGGUUUACACGGAUUUUCGCGGUCGUGAAUGCCUCUUCCACGUCUCCACGAUGCUCCCGUUCACCGUUGGAGACACGCAACAGUUGCAGCGUAAACGGCACAUCGGAAACGACAUUGUGGCCGUGGUUUUUCAAGAGGAGAACACGCCAUUCGCGCCCGAUAUGAUCGCCUCGAAUUUCCUGCACUCUUACAUUGUUGUGCAACCGGUUGACGCAUGCACCGAGAAAGUUCGCUACAAGGUGGCUGUAACGGCUCGCGAUGAUGUUCCAUUUUUUGGCCCAACCCUCCCGGCACCGCCAAUCUUCCGAAGAGGCCAAGAUUUCCGAAAUUUCCUGUUGACGAAGUUGAUCAACGCUGAGAAUGCCGCGUACAGGAGUACGAAAUUUGCGAAACUCGCUGAACGCACUCGCAGCUCCCUGUUAACGGACCUAUUCGAUUUCCUGAAGCAACGAGCCGAAUUCUACGGUUUACCGCUUUUGGAAUCGGUCGAAUUGCCGCCACCGUCCACUGGGAUCAUCCAAUCCGUUAAAAAAGCGCUGAGUGGAAGAUCGCGGUCGGUGUCCCAAGACGUGAACGGUGCGUCUACGCCGACAGCGCGGACCACGUCGAUGUCAAUGCCGCAACGACAGUACACAGCUCCACCGAGGCGAAUCGCACACUCGGAGACUCUCUCGAAAUCGAGCAGCUCUUCGCAGGACAGCCGCGAGAACGGCCAGCACUCACCGCCGCAUUUGCCCGACGAUAAAGAAUCUCGCGACUCGCUUUUCGACGAAAUCGAUUCGGCACACGUUUCAACUGGCUCAAACGGAGUGCGAGGCGUUCAGAAAAGAAUCAUUCACCGCCAUUUAUCAUCCUCGAUCCACAAGCACUCGCCGAGUCAGACAAGAGAGCGUCGAACCGACUGGGAGAGCUCGUCAACGGAGGAAGCCGAGCAAGAGCACGACUCCGACACGGGAAUGGAAUCGCUUUCGUCGGCGGAUCUGCACUCAAAUACGCGUUUAUCGUGUUCAUUUUGUGCUGAGGACAUGCUGUUGACGUCGCCAGCAAGGCUGGAGACGAUUCACGGAGUCGACAAUCAUCAGCACAUCAUUUUAAAGCACAACGGGCACAAUGGAGAGGUCAAAAGCGGGAACAGAACCGCUCACCUGACCGACGAGUUGAACCGGGCGAACGAGGAGAUCGCCCGGCUGAAGCGGCUACUGAAAACGGCACCGGACGGGCAUUCGGUGGCCACCGUACACCAGGCUACCGUGCACCAGCCGGCCACAGUACAUUUGCCGAGGUCGACCGCCGAAGAGGUCACCGUGUCCCAGCAGCCGAACACCACCAACAUCACGAUCGUGUCAGCGCAA
Molecule: messenger RNA, 2376 nt
Organism: Mesorhabditis belari
Lineage: Eukaryota; Metazoa; Nematoda; Chromadorea; Rhabditida; Rhabditidae
Source: the annotation of a GenBank genome assembly